UUCCAUCUUUCUGUCAAAAAUCACGACUGACUGCAUUGUUUUGAUGUCGGUGGGUUGCCGUAGGAUUUGGAAUUUUCUAUGAAAAAAGGAUUCUAGGAAGGAGUCAGUAUCAGACUGAGAAAUGAGUGUCGUGACAAAGUUCAUCAAGCGAGGUUUAGCGCCUAUCAAUCAUCAAAUUAGAUAUUCCUCCUCCUCUGAGGUAGCGAAAUAUCGCAGCGAUCUAUUCUCAUUGGAACAGAAAAGGCAGCGGGAAGAUGUCGGCCGUGUAGAGAAGAUUGAGGUUAGAUACUUAGGACUGCCGGAAGAUGUUACCCUCGUGAUGAACAAGGAUCUGUCCACCCCUUAUAACUGCGCGCAACAUUUGAGUGAAGGACACUGUAAAAGGUCAGCGCUAGCAUUGAUUAAUGGAAGCGUAGCCUGGGAUAUGCACAGACCGUUGAAGGAAUCAUGCACUCUGCAGUUAUUGAAUUUCACAGUGGCUGAUCCUCACAUAGUAAAUCGAGCAUUUUGGCGAACCUGCUCCUUCAUGCUUGGUGCAGCUUUACACGAAUGCUUCAAAGAAGAGGCCGGUCUGCAACUACACAGCUUCCCAGGUCCAAACGUGAAAUCCGGAAGUUUCGUCCAUGACAUCGUCCUUGCAGCACGCAAUUGGAAACCGACACCCAAAGAAAUGCGCACAUUCUCAGCAGAACUUAUCAAAUUAGCAGCAAAAGAUCUGAAAAUUGAACGACUCGAUGUCUCGAAUGCACUCGCCAUGGAAAUGUUCAAAGAUAAUCGUUAUAAAACCGAACAGUUGCCAAGUAUAUCAGCACAAAAUAAUGGACAGGUGACUGUUUAUCGGGUGGGACAACAUGUGGACAUUUCACGGGGACCGAUGAUUGGAUCAACUGGUCAACUGGGACGAUGCACCAUAUCUGCAGUGCAUGAGAUCGGUCAUGAAGGUGAUGGGAAUGGAAUUUACAGAGUGCAAGGUGUCGCUUUACCGAUUGGAAUUAGGAUUGGUCAUUUUGCUUAUGGAAUUUUGGAGGAGAGAUCAUCCAAGUUGAAUUCCGCACGAUUGCCCACCGAGCCAUUCGAGGAGCACUCAACGGAGCAUGCAAUUGCAUAAUGCAAACUAGUUCUAUCCCGAGCGAGUAAUUUAUAAGACUCAAUGUUGUUAUCUACUAGAAUAAAUAAAUGAAACUGUUUUUAGACAA
This is a messenger RNA of Hermetia illucens (black soldier fly), 1196 nucleotides long. RefSeq names its product 39S ribosomal protein L39, mitochondrial (gene mRpL39). Gene Ontology annotation, cellular component: mitochondrion. The transcript is spliced from 5 exons. NCBI's taxonomy places the organism in Eukaryota, Metazoa, Arthropoda, Insecta, Diptera, Stratiomyidae. Bases 122 to 1108 code for a protein of 328 amino acids. Gene Ontology annotation, biological process: threonyl-tRNA aminoacylation. Gene Ontology annotation, molecular function: nucleotide binding; threonine-tRNA ligase activity. The record is from RefSeq and is a predicted model, not a curated record.